AUGGGGCUGGACACAGGGCCUCUGGGGGUGCCUGAACCUGUCCGGGCUGGACCCUCUGCUCUGACCCUGGCAGACAUUCCAGGAAUCUCAGGCAUCCCCCAGCGGGUGCACCAGGGCCUCCGGCAACCACACAGGGCUGAGUCACCGUACGGCCAGGACAGCCCUGAGCACAAAGCCACUUUUCAAAGGGCCUCUGUGUGCUCUAUGGAAAUCAGCAGCCCGGUCUCGCAGUUCGGCCUGCAGCAGCCCCUCGAGCUCCCUGAGCAGCAGCUUACUUACGGCAAGUGCAGCCUUGUGGGCAGUGGCACCGGCAGAGAAGCAAUGGGUGGCGAAGGCAGCCAGAAGGGAAGCAUUAACUGCAUUGCCAUGAGUCGGAACCCCUACGCAGGGCUGGUGAGCCGCCUGCGGGCAGCCUGGCUCUCAGGGAAGACGCGGCCCAUGGAGUACCGCGUGUCCCAGCUGGAGGCCCUGGGCCGCUUCCUGGAUGAGAAGAAGCAGGACAUCCUGGAGGCCACUGCCUUGGACAUGCGCAAGCCAUCCUUUGAGGCCUGUUUCUCCGAGAUUCUCCUCUGCAAAAAUGAGCUCAAUGACACCCUUAACAACCUCUCCCACUGGAUGAAAGAUGACCAUGUGGAGAAGAAUCUGGUGACACAGCUGGACUCAGCUUUCAUCCGCAAGGACCCGUAUGGGGUAGUGCUCAUCAUUGCUCCCUGGAAUUACCCUAUCCACCUCUUCCUCGUGCCCCUCAUCGGGGCCAUCGCUGCUGGUAACUGUGUCAUUGUCAAACCCUCGGAGACGACGAAGAACACUGAGAGGCUCGUGGCUGAAGCGCUGCCCGGCUACUUGGACAAUGACUGUUUUGCCGUGGUGACUGCUGGAGUGGAGGAGACCACCAAACUGCUGGAGAACAAGUUUGACUACAUCUUCUUCACUGGCAGCCCCUCCGUGGGCAGGAUCAUUAUGACAGCUGCUGCCAAGCACCUGACACCAGUGACGCUGGAGCUGGGAGGCAAGAAUCCCUGCUACGUGUCUGACACCUGCGAGGUGCAGAAUGUGGCCAGACGAGUGGCCUGGGGACGCUUCUUCAAUGCAGGGCAGACCUGUAUUGCACCUGACUACAUACUGUGCAGCGUGGAGAUGCAGGAGAAGCUGCUGCCUGCCCUGCGUGAGGCCAUUACUGAGUUUUAUGGCCCCAACCCCCAGGAGUCUCCUGACUUUGCCCGCAUUGUGGGAGACAAGCAAUUCCGUCGUAUCCGGGCUCUGCUGAGCAGCGGGCGUGUGGCCAUUGGAGGGCAGAUGGAUGAGCAGGAGCGCUACAUUGCUCCCACAGUGCUGGCAGAUGUGCAGCCCUCUGAUCCUGCCAUGCAAGAAGAGAUCUUUGGGCCCAUCCUGCCCAUUGUUGUUGUGGCCAGCAUGGAUGAAGCCAUUGAGUUUAUCAAUUCCCGUCCACAGCCACUGGCCCUGUAUGUCUUCUCCUGCGAUAGCAAGGUGGUGAAAGAGGUGCUGGAGCGGACAAGCAGCGGUGGCUUUUGUGGAAACGACACCCUGAUGCAUGUGACGUUGACCUCGCUGCCCUUUGGUGGGAUUGGGAACAGCGGCUUGGGAAAAUACCAUGGCAAGUUCACCUUUGAUACCUUCACUCACCACCGCAGCUGCCUGCACCGCAACAUGGGACUGGAGACCAUCAACGCCCUGCGCUACCCACCUUACAGCCAGCAGAAGUUAGGGUUACUGUCAGCUGCCUUUGAGAUCAGGCGCAAGGGCAUGUGCACCCUGCUCUGA
Molecule: messenger RNA, 1782 nt
Organism: Rhea pennata
Lineage: Eukaryota; Metazoa; Chordata; Aves; Rheiformes; Rheidae
Product: aldehyde dehydrogenase family 3 member B1-like
Biological process (GO): aldehyde metabolic process
Cellular component (GO): cytoplasm
Molecular function (GO): aldehyde dehydrogenase (NAD+) activity; 3-chloroallyl aldehyde dehydrogenase activity
Source: RefSeq, a predicted model, not a curated record